This is a messenger RNA of Diaporthe citri, 561 nucleotides long. RefSeq lists its product as uncharacterized. Lineage: Eukaryota; Fungi; Ascomycota; Sordariomycetes; Diaporthales; Diaporthaceae. The record is from RefSeq and is a predicted model, not a curated record. Bases 1 to 561 code for a protein of 186 amino acids. The transcript is spliced from 2 exons.
AUGGAGGACACAGGACGAGCGAGGUGCUACGUCAACUGGAUCAUACACAAAUGCAAAAAGGGUAUCAAGAUCCAGAAGUCCAUCGAACGCAAUAGGUCUAAGUCUGCCUUGGACCAUCUUCUCUCCAAGCACGGCGACCUCGUCUCAGAUGUCUGGAAAACAGCGCAGAUGAGAGAACAUCGGCUUGCUUGGGCAGUGAAGGAGCUUCCUGACCGAGUGCGCGAACGUAUUGCGGAACUAUUACCUGAAAAGCUGAAGAGUCUGCGUCAGUCAGAUGACUCAUGGAGGAAACUUGUACAAGUUUGGGAGACCAAGCGCAAAAGACAUAUCCGUGCUGCAGUCGCUCUCAUCCCCCAUCCCCAAUUCUCGCCUACGAACAUGGCACUUCGCAUGCGCAAUGUCCCGGCCGUGUUUGAGUGGAGCGACCUCCUGUCUACGCCUCGGUCGCCCUUCUACCUAGCAGGACCGGAACCCCUAUCUGUCCAGCUCGGCCUUCACUUCAACGAGGAGCAAGAAACCGCGUCCUUCAAGAUACGAGUUUUAUUACAGCUCAGGGGCUAG